This is a messenger RNA of Mercenaria mercenaria, 5949 nucleotides long. RefSeq lists its product as uncharacterized. Gene Ontology annotation, molecular function: acyltransferase activity, transferring groups other than amino-acyl groups. The transcript has 3 exons. Lineage: Eukaryota; Metazoa; Mollusca; Bivalvia; Venerida; Veneridae. Bases 126 to 1001 code for a protein of 291 amino acids. The record is from RefSeq and is a predicted model, not a curated record.
GUAAAGACAUAUCUUAUCAACUAGAUGACAUAUAUAUUGUUCCCAAUCUCGUACAUCUAAUAUCUAUCUCGCAAAGUUAAAGUUAUAUUGUAAAGAGGGUUAAGGUACAUGUAAAGGUAAUAAUUAUGUCAACGGUGACUGCUAGCGAGGUAUCUAUCCGACAAAGUAAACCAGAAGAUGUGAAGCUUUUGAUGGAGUUUGCUGAAGAUUUUGAGUGGGAUCUAUCUAUGUAUGACCAUUUGUCAUACAUUAAAAUUGACCCAAAUUAUCUGAUUGUUGCUGCAGAUAGAAAUGACGAGCCAGUAGGCUUUUGUGGUGUAAGUCAGAAUGCUCCGAAUACUAUUUACUUUGGUAACUUCAUUGUGCGGAAAGAUCUCCGCAAAAAAGGGAUUGGACGGUUGCUAUGGACGGCCAUGUUAGAGAAGGCCGGCGAUCAGAAUAUCGUUCUGGAUGGCGGCCCAGACAUGGCAGACUGGUACAUAGCACAUGGAUUUCCCUUCCAGGCUUAUAAAGUCCAAUUUUGCGUGGUAAAAGUUACAAGCGACAUGAAACAAAGUAUUCAGUCGUCAUAUGAUACUGUGACACUUACUGAAAACAUGUGGCCCGCUUUAAUGGAAUAUGAUAGGCAAGUGUAUCCAACCUUUGACCGAACGAGGAUUUUACGUGCCUGGUUUUCGGGAGAACUUGUUCGCGUUGCUGUUGCUAUGAAAGCUGGGAAAAUUGUAGGAUAUGGUAGCAUUCAUAGGAAACCGAACAAUGAAUAUGGACUUCGAAAUGUCUUUGGCGACAACGAAGAUGUCAUUGAAGCUCUUUUGUACAAUAUGCUUUCAGGAUUACCAAUAGGAACCGUUGUUCAUUUCAUGAUAUUAGAAGACAAGCCUUUACCGAAAUACAUUCAUCAUAGCGUGCCGGUUGAGGAAACUGCUAUUCGAAUGUUUAACAAGGUCAAAAUUGAAACCAACACUGAUAAGAUAUGGCUGGCAACUGCACAUAUAGUUUAGUAUAGGGUGUUGUUUGGAUUCUUUAUUUUGAUAUAUGAAUGAUGUUUAAAGAUACGUAGACUAGUUCUACAGUUUUGAUACGUUUAGUAUAGUGAAACUUGUGCCAUUGUAAACAGUAAAACUAUCCACUACAAACUGUACUAAUAAAAAUGUGUGACAUGACGUAAUAGAAAAGGUCCAAUAUUUUAUAACCAUUGAAACACACUAUCGGUCUAUUUGGUGUCUCGAUUUCUCUAAUGCAAUAACAUUACUAUCUUCAAAAUCGAGCAUUUUAGGGGUUUCAUGGAUACAUGUUUUAUUUAUGCAUUUCCGGGGCCUACAGUAAUUUACAUGUCGAGCGGACAUUUACAAGUGUAGCAUUCGUGUCAUGUGGUGAUUUCUUAAUAUUAGAUAUUAUGUAAAGCAAGUGCGACUCCUCUUUUCUUCGAUAUAAUCGGUAUACAAUGAAAACUUUAGCUUUACACGGCACAUUGUCUUUUAACAGCGUGUAGGUAUAGCGAGGUGCCUACAGAACACAACAACAGAGAGAUCAUUGAAGAAGACACACCGAGGAUUCAAUUAAUUUAUCCCAGUACCUUGAUAAGAAAGUUAUUGCAACUACCCUGUCAAGACGGAUAAAUUAUUAAAAAGAAAACGUUUGAAGUUCAUAGACAAAAGAAGAGUUGCAGAAUUUCAAGAAGGUUUCGAGCUAUAGGGCCAGCGCAUAGGAGUUUUACCUUAGACGAUAGCAAAUAUAGGCUAGGCAUCGGAAUGCUAAGACAGAGACCCAGAGUUUGGUAAUCUACUGAGAUAGUAGGAAAGUUCCAGCUUAUAGACGGUUUAGCGUUAUUGGCGAAGUACAGCCAAGGUAUCAGGGAUAUACGUAUAUGGUAGUUGAAUGCUACAUGUGAUAGCAUAUAGGCGCUGAGCAUCAUGGAAUCAGGGCAAUCAUAUAAGUUGCAACUUCAAUUAAGAGGACAGAGUCCGAGCAUCUAUGCAAUAGGACUAAUAUGUUGUUGAUUCAAAGACAUUGUCUGACGGAAACUUCAACAAAAAGACUAGUCAAGUAUAGAGUCUCCAGCCUAUAGGAGUUUGAGCUAAUUAUUAAAAUCGAAGAUUGUUAGUUUUAAACAUUUAGUGAUUUGCCUGAUCCCUGAAAUUAUAUAGCCUAUAAUAGAAAUCAUUUACGAGUCAUUGGUACACGAAUCAUUUAGGCAAGGUAGCCAGAGGAAAAUUUAUGUAUGAGGUAUUUGGUCUCACCAGCUUUACGUUUUAACAAAGGACAUUCUGUAUCGUUUGUCAGCUAGUCUAAGACAUAGUCCCCUUAGCGAUUGGACCCAUUUCAAUGUUCAAGAUACUAAAGGCACUUCCCUGGGUCAUAUAACCCGUAUCCUGACAAAGGAUAAUGUACUGGUAAAUAUCUUCUUUUAUGAUUUUCAAGAGAAAAAACGGACAAGAAAUUGAUAUUCUGAUCUAUGAAAAGUUAAUACUGUUUUAUCUACAGGAAAAAAUAUGUCGUAUAAAUUUACAUAUUGAAAAGUACAAAGUAGGUCAUGAAAAUCUGAUGCCAAGAAUACGAGACUGAUCUAAGCCGGGAUGCCAACCAGAUAUUGGAAAUCCAAAAUGAAUGCUAAGCCUCGACAAAAAACAUGUGUUUACGGUUACCUGAUUAACCCUAAAAUUGUGCCCCAACCGUAACGGGUUUUCCACUCAAAUAGGAAGAAGAAACUGCUCGAGGAUUGAUUAAAAUCGUUGAGUAGAAUCAAAUAAUCAUCGCGUUGCAGGCAAACAGAUGUUAAAUGACUCAAUGUAUUCUGAUACGUUCGGUAUGCUGCUUUUGCGUCGGAAAUUUCAUUGUUGCUUUUUAAUUACCUAAUUGAUUCUCGCAUAUAGCAUAUAACCCAGGACUAUUUAUAAAAGAAAGAGUACAGUAAACGUAUUCUUGUUGUAAAAUUUUUUACUCAGAACAAUAGAAUUUCCUGUAUGUUUAGACGUUGUUUGAGUAUAAUUAGGUAUUGGUUGUCCUGACACAAAAUAUAUAAAAGUCGCAUAUAAUAUGUUUAUUGCUGAUACAGAUGCUCAUCCAAAAAUAUGGGUAACAAAAAUUAAACUUUCACUGUCAAAUAUGGCUUUUACGAAGUUUAGCUGAAUCAAGGUGUCUGGUAAAUAGUUUUCUCUCAGUUGUAAAGCAACGAUUAACAGAUAUGUCGCAUUCUUUGGAAUUAAAUCCUAAUUAAAAUGCCGCAAUGCCGCAAAUGUUUUGAAAUACAGUAUUGCCUUAUCAAAAUUAAAAAUGUCCUCUCAUAGACUAGAACUAGAAUGGAGCCGAUGGAAGAAACCUCAGUGUACCGUUUCGUGAAAGGAAAUGAUAAAUAUGCACUACAUUAGAAGAUGAUUACCAUUUUGUUAUAGAAUAUUCACCUAAAGGAGUGUGGUGUGUAUUUUGCUUGGUCCAAACCCAAAUGAGUCAAGCAUUUCCUUACAACGGAGCGUAUAUAUAGGGUUUAGCUAUACAGUUGACGGCCAUGUUUGCGGUUGAAAAGUUGACCCGGUUUGGGUGUUCUUUUACGUAGGAAUCUGAGUAAUGCCCUCACAGGGCAUAUUUUGAUGUCUUAAAUUCUUUUAAGAACUACUGUGGAAGGUUUUCUAUCGAAAUGUUUAUAUUUCGACAUACGUAUAAUGGCUUUCUUGUAAGUACUGCCUGUUUUGUGGAAAGUAAUGUUGUACCUUUGUAUGACAUUACUUCUACCUGUUCUAGUUAGCGCAAUCUCACCGAAUCUCAACGGGCCAAAGAAGGAUACAAUGAAUAUGUCACAGAAAAAGGUGUUUGUCAUACGAAGAGGUUACCGCCUUUUUCAGUGCUUCUGUAAGGGUUUCCAAGAAUCGGGGCGUAACUGGAAGUCGUGAAUCAGUUGAAGCAGAAUUUGUUCUUAUCCCAUACAUUAAUUUUGAAACUACAAAUGUAUCUGUUGGGUUCUGGUACUGAUUGAUUUUGUGAAACUAUGCCAAAUCUGACAAUUUUGUCCGAAUAGUGGAAUGACGGAAACCUUGUUUGUGACAGAAAGCAGUGUAUUAAGCUAUUUUAUACUCAGAAAUAGGAAAAUAAUAUUUUCCGGGGUAAGCAUGUGAUGAGAAUUCGCAAUAAUGUCUAAACGCAUUCUUACACGAUUGUUUUGUGGCCAACGAUAAAGAAUCGUUUAAAAGAUCUAAAACUGUUUGGUCGAGGACAAAACUAAUACUAUUGACUCUACGUCUGUGGGGUCUUUAUCCAUGUUUGGUUCAGCUCCCUUUGAACUGUUCGAUCUGUAAUCGUGAUAGAAAAUCAGGAAACAAUUUAAUUUCCCACAGCCUAGCUUUUACAAGAAUGUUAUAUUUCAUGCAAAGUAUCACAAAGCAUCUAACCAAAUACAUUAAAUGAUGGUCUUUGGAAGUUUGUUUGUUUAAAAUAUACACAGCAUGUGCCAGGUGCAUCUGUAAAGAGAUGUACUUGAUUGUCGGUGACCCAUUUACCAUCUAAGAGAAGAUUUCUCCUAUUGAAAUAGUCAGCAAAUAUUGACCAUGCUCAGAUGUCUUUUCUGUUCUCUGCAUUAAGAGUAAUCCUAUGUUUCGGGUUGGAAACCUUUCUUGUCAGAUCAAUUAAUCUCUUUAGAAACAUCUGACAGGAGUGACUACAAUGCAAAAGAAAUUUUGUAAGCCAAGUAGUCUUUGCAAUUCUUGUAGUAUUAUUUUCUUUCGUUUGGCAUGGGCUGAAAACAGAUUUCUAAGUUAAACAAGUUUUUCCUGUGGUAACCGAGCAACCAUAUUGAUAGAGUCUAGCUCAAAAGCCAUAAAGGUUAUUAUUUUGCAAAAGGCUGUUGUGUUUGUUCAUCCUUGAUCGAGACCCCAACUGAAUUGCACAUGGAUAGAAAUUUAUCUAGAUGACGUUUGCAUGCAUUUGUAUCAGAUGGACCCAUCUAGUAUGUGUAUAAUGUUUGGGAUACCAAGUUUACUUCUUUGCAAUCCAUUCAAGGCCCGAGCUAAAACAAAAUACUAAGUAUAUAAAAGUAAGUCGCAUAUAACUGAAAAUAGCACAAUUGUUGGAAGCCACCCGUAGACAGACAUUUGUCAGAGUAAACCUGGUUUUUAAAAUUUAAAUUUGAAAUCUAAAAGGCUGUAAUCAUCUGGUUGUAUGGAUAUGAGUCUAUAUGCAUUAGCAAUAUCUGUUUUACAGAAAAAUGCUCCCGGGCCAAAUUUAAGGAGGAGAUUAACCGCAUCGUCAAAAGAUGCAUAUAAAACUGUUGCCUGAUUUGGAUCUAUUAUUUACUGACUAAUUCUAAAUAAAACUAAUUCCAAUAAAACUAUUGUUAUGCUUUGUAAACCAGGUAAUAGGUCUGAAAAUCAAAAAUUGCAAAUUGUUAAAACGUUUACAUAUCUUGGAGUAACUAUUUCUUCUAAUGGUCGUUCUUUCUAAGCACAGAAUGUAUUAUCAAAUCAAGCACUUAAAGUGCUGUUUUCACUGAAUACGUUAUUCGACAUAGUUUCGCUGGAAUUACACGAUGAACAAAGCACCGGGUAUUGAGCGAGUGCAUAUUUUUUGUUCAAUGGACCUCAUUGGAAAUAAGCUUUUAGCUUAAUGGGUUAUCCAUAGGUCCCUAGCAUUUUAAUAACACAGUUUCUUUUUUAGCAAUGACAUUUGGUAUCAUUAUCAUAUUAAAAGUAUGCAAAUUGUGAUACUGUGCUAUUUAAUGUAAUCGAAUUGUGAUUGUGAAUUUGUUUUUUUUUUUUUUUUUUAGAAAAUAUGUUUUAUGAAACCAUGUCUGUGAUAUUUAUGUAUUGUAAUGUGUUCUUUUAUGCUGUGACUUAAAUGUAAAUAAAAUAAAAUAACAAUUGUUAGGUGUUAGACAACAAAUGUGUACGUCGAACUAGGAAGAUACACUUUACAUGUUUACAGAAAAAAAAGAAUAAUAAAAUAUUGGUAGAGAUUACAAAC